AUGAGCGGCUUCUCAGCGUUAACGGUCUCGGCAGCUUCGCUAUCCAGCGUAUCAGGCGAGGGUAGCGGUAACGCAAACAACGCCAAGGACGAGCCGGUAGGUAUUAAGCCCUCGAUAAAGGUAGUCCCGGUGGCUUCGGAUCCAAUCACCUCGGGAAGGCUUCCGUCCAUCGUGAAAAAGCCCUUGGUGGCGAAUAGCGAGAGUAAACCGAACAACGGUGGCGGCGACAGCUGUAAGGGGCAAAUUCCAUUCCCUAAGGCGCACUCCAGCCGGUUCGUACGUCAGGGUAAGGGUUCUCAUUUGAACUUCACCAGCCCCUCCGGAGAGGCGGCGACGGGCCUGGCAGGGGUAGUGACGGUAGACUCCGAGUCGGGAUCCGAUCAAGAGGUCGUCCACUCAUUUACCCGCUUCAUGGAGGAGAUUGGUGGGUGCUCGGCGGAGGAGCUUCUCGCCGGGGGUAAGCAGGCAUACUAUAGCAUCGCCGUUCUCAUCGGCCUUUUAGCCUCGCACACGAAGCCAGCCAUUACGGUGUCGUCUCUGAACGAAGAGGAAGAGGAGGAGAACACCCAUAUUCUCAUGAACUCCGACGAGGUGUGUUCGUUGAUGCAAAAAGAGCUCUCGACGGAAGGGGGAAAGUCUGAAAAAGGUCCUAUCAUGGAGCCAGGGAUGGCUGAAAUACAAAAAGAGCUCCAAUCCGUCAGCGUGGGGACUUCCACAUCAAAAGAAAAGGUGGUGAAGACUAUUACCUCGCUGCUGCCCAUCUCGCGUCCCCUCGCUGAAAAGAUUUACAAUACCUGGACGCUGCAGAACGAUGGCAGGGCCAAUCUGUUCAGCAUCGCGGCGCCGUCGGACUACAUCCUUGAUGUGAAACUCAUUGGCUUUGUGGAACUCUCCCCGCCAAUCCUCAGUCCUAGCUCAUCCUUGAAGGGUCCAAAGGACAAAGGGGCUGCCGAAGACGACAGUUCAAAGACACCAAGCGUUGCAUACGGGGAGAUUCAUCUUUCCGCGGGUUCCAACAACCUUGACGCCUCUUUAGUGGAGCUGGAUUGCACAAAUGUCAGCAAGAAUUCAUCCCCUCAUGAGUCUAAUAAAGAGCCCGCGGUUCCUCGCGUUCGCGACAUGUUUGAUCGGCAACUCAGCUAUUCGGAUACCAACUUGGGUAAACGUCAAGAGCGGCCACUAACAUCCCGACAAAGAAAUCUUAACCUCGGCGCUAGGAUCAAAAAGUUGUUCUCUUCACCUUUUUCGAAACGAAAAGACGCUGUUAUGGUGGAAAACACAGCAUCAAACGCCUCCGAGAGUAGUAUGAGUGAAACCGAGCUAAAUACAUCUGCGGAGGGAACUAUCAUUUCUGUUAAUGGAAACAUAUCCUCGACGAUCCCUUCCACGGCAUUGGCUUGUGUGUUUCUAACCUUGGAGGCGGUAGUUCCACCAAGUCGCUACACCAGCGACUAUGACUGGUACUACAAGCGGAUUGUCGGGUUCGAAAGCGAGUCUGAGCGUAUCAUGAUAGCGCGUGUGCUUUCUCAAAGCAGCCCCACACUUUUUGUAUCUUUUUUCGAUUUUUUGAACCGUAUGUUUGUGGGGAAGCAAUUGCAGUUUGGGCUUAACAGGGCGGCUUGUAAAAAGAUUGGUAUUCCUGAGGAUGCUUCAAAAUACACGCCCGCGAUGCAGAAGCUCAUGUGUCUAUAUUUGGACAGCUCAAAGAAGUGGAUUUUAUCUGAUUUGAUUCCUCUUCAUCCAACUAAUUACAAGCUUUCAUCUGCAAAAUGA
Molecule: messenger RNA, 1773 nt
Organism: Phytomonas sp. EM1
Lineage: Eukaryota; Euglenozoa; Kinetoplastea; Trypanosomatida; Trypanosomatidae
Source: the annotation of a GenBank genome assembly